Messenger RNA from Funneliformis caledonium, 257 nucleotides. NCBI's taxonomy places the organism in Eukaryota, Fungi, Glomeromycota, Glomeromycetes, Glomerales, Glomeraceae. The record is from the annotation of a GenBank genome assembly.
AUGCUUUUACUAAUAAAUAGUUUUAAACAUAAUUAUUAUUACGGUUAUACUACUCGUUCACUUAAACAUAAAAUUAGAACCUACAGCUAUAUUGUUGGAUGGAAUACUACCACCAAAUUAUUUAUCACUGGUCAUCUUACCUACCUUGAUAAUAAUACCGUACAUAUUAAACAUUGUUUACCAUUAGUAGGUCCUCAUCACUAUAUUGUAUUUAAGGAUUGUGAUCAUUACUCUCUACAUCAAGAAGAUGCUCAAAA